Molecule: messenger RNA, 948 nt
Organism: Ornithodoros turicata
Lineage: Eukaryota; Metazoa; Arthropoda; Arachnida; Ixodida; Argasidae
Gene: mRpL47
Product: large ribosomal subunit protein uL29m-like
Exons: 6
Coding region: 119-898 (259 amino acids)
Biological process (GO): mitochondrial translation
Cellular component (GO): mitochondrial ribosome; mitochondrial large ribosomal subunit
Molecular function (GO): structural constituent of ribosome
Source: RefSeq, a predicted model, not a curated record
CAGUUUGAUCCAAGAGAAUCCAUUAGCGGCGUUCUGCUGCUUUGCUUGCAUAGAAAGUUUGCAUUUCGCGCGUGAUACCUUAUUUAUACCAGUGUGCGCUGGUGUGAUAUGUGAGACUAUGCAUAACCUACAGCGUUCUUUUGGGCUCUGUUUUAGUGCUGUUAGAGGAAGGACGGUUGGGCACGUACUGUCCUCUGCUACAAGUGCAACGAGAUGCCUCUCUACCUCUCCCACGUACAACCUGCGUACAUCCUUCGUGCACAGGGAUCUCAUGGAAUUCUUCGAGCCAAAAGAAAACUGGGGAGCACAAGAAGUCAAGUCGGGAAAAUCUUGGUCCAAAGAAGAGUUACGCAUCAAGAGCAACUCUGACCUGCAUAAACUUUGGUACGUCUUGCUCAAGGAGUACAACAUGCUGCUAACGAUGGAGCACGCCGCUGAAGAAGCAGUAGAGCUGUUCCCGAGUCCCGAGCGAAUCGACAAGGUGCAGGACAGCAUGGCAAACUUGGAAGCGGUCGUCCGGGAACGCAACAGGGCUUACUAUCUGCUCGAGACUGGAGAGACCGGUGAACAACCUUGGGAGCUGAGAGAGAACGAUUACGGUCUUGUCAGAGAGUACGCGAGGCAAGAGCACGUGAUGCCACGAAAGGCAAACCCAAACGGAUACUUUCUUCUCUUUCGGGACAACGACAUGAAAGACUUUUUGAGGAAGUAUCGUGAGCAAGAGGCGAGGGAAGAAAAAAGGCGGGUGACUCGAGACAGAAAUCGUGUCCUGCAACUGCUGAAGAGGUUUCCAGACGUCGACAAGAGCUUACUGAAAGAGAAGUAUCCAGACGUUGAUAUCGAUAAGCUCGUCAAAAAGCUCGAGGAGCACAUAAGACCCGCAAUAUACGCUCCAUAGAAUUUAUUCGUAUACAUUUGGAUAGGAAGAAUAAACAUUGUUGCUCGGGA